AUGGAGGUACUAGAAUCUAGACGAGCACUUUUAGAAGAUUUGGAGAUUAUUGAAGAUGCCAUAGCCUCAAGAUUUUGCCGGAAUCCUGCAUUAUAUUAUAGCUACCUUGAGAAAAGAGCGGCUAUAUCACAAGAAACUCUGGAUAAACCGUCAAUAUCAGCCAUGCAGGCUAAUAGAGUAUACAAAUCUAAGAGAAUGAAGAGAAGUAGAAAACAAUUGGUUCUUCAGCAGCAUGAAAUCAAUCUUUUUUUAAGGGAAGCUUUCCAGAAACUUAGAAAGCUUGGCUCUUUGGAGGGACCACUUGAUAUGGGGGGUCUACUGGAUGAAAAGAGUGAUUUUGAGGCUUUUAUCAAUAAGUUGGGAGAGGUAGAUGGAGAGCGCAGAAAUUCUGAAGACUCCACUCUAGAAGUAAAUGAAAAAAUAUCACAAUAUGCAAUGUUUUCUGCAAGCAGCUCUAAAGAACAUCCGACAACAAUAAAAUCAGAGAGGGCCUUUGAUUUACAAUUGAAUGAUCUCUUCACUAGAGAUGAACAAUACGGUGAGUACAUGGACUUGGAAAGGUUCCAUUCUGAAUGGUUCAAGGUCAUCCAAAGCACAGAGUGCACUUUAUUAAAAUUCCUGGAUAUAUUGAGUGUUUUCCUGGAUGAUGAAAAGUAUUUAUUAAAACCACCUAUGGAUAGGAAAAAUGAAAGAUAUUUACAAUUUCUGGGAAAGCUGAGCAAUUACGUUGAAACAUAUUUCUGUAAAUGUAAUAUUCUACUGGAUAACAAACUAUUGGAUAGUACGAUUAAGACUGAUUUUCUAUCACAUUUAGAUACGCCAAUAAAGAGAGCGAAUAAAGGUUAUUAUUCGAUCGCGUCUGGGAAGUGGUUUAAGACACAGGCGGUAUACGAAAGCUACUUAACAGGAAAGAAUCAUAAAAAGAGUGUAACCAAAAGAUAUAAUGGUCUCUUAUCCGAAUACAAAAUUCAUAGAUAUCUGAAGCUUCUUCAGAAAGAAUUCAACCGCACUAGAGAAUUUAUAGAAAGGAAGUUGGCUUUCACCACUGAAGAGAGGAUAGAAGAGAUGGCGAAAUUAAAUGAGUGUUAUGACUCUCCUGAUUAUGGCGCCGAUGAGAAAGAGGAAGAGAAUAGUGCAGAUACCAAAAAUGACCUUGCGCUGCAGAGCAAGAAUGGCUCCGAAUCAUCCGUUGAUUUACCGCUAGGGCCUGAUGGUCUGCCCAUGCCUUACUGGCUAUACAAACUACAAGGGCUCGAUGUAACUUACACCUGCGAGAUUUGUGGAAAUCUGACAUUCAAAGGUCGGAGAGCCUUCGAAAAGCAUUUCACUGAACCUACACACAUGCUCCGUUUGCGUUGUCUCGGUAUAGAGCCAUCGCCCAUCUUCAAGGGUAUCACAAGCAUUGAGGCAGCAUUGAAACUGUCAAAUCAGGUAGGGGCUCUGAAGAAGACUAAAACGAGUGGAAGGCACCAACAGGGCAUAGAUAUGGAUAUCGAAAUGGAGGAUGAAGAUGGGAAUGUCAUGUCAAAGAAGCUAUACGAGGAACUUAAGAAGCAGGGACUCGUUUGA
This is a messenger RNA of Zygotorulaspora mrakii, 1569 nucleotides long. RefSeq names its product SF3a splicing factor complex subunit PRP9 (gene PRP9). Gene Ontology annotation, cellular component: spliceosomal complex. Gene Ontology annotation, biological process: mRNA splicing, via spliceosome. The transcript has a single exon. The coding region runs from base 1 to 1569 and encodes 522 amino acids. Lineage: Eukaryota; Fungi; Ascomycota; Saccharomycetes; Saccharomycetales; Saccharomycetaceae. The record is from RefSeq and is a predicted model, not a curated record. Gene Ontology annotation, molecular function: RNA binding.